AUGAAACGGUUUAUCAACAAUGUCCGGACGAAACUGGAAGAUAGAAACAGAAGUAACGAACUAACAGUAGAAGAGCUGGAAGAAUCAGAGCUACAACUCAAACCUCUAACAAAGAAAAGCAGUAUCCUGACUCUUACACCAAUUUUAGUGGACGGCGUCCUUCGUGCUAAUACAAGAUUACGGUAUUCAGAGGAUUUACAAGAUGAUGUUAAGUAUCCCAUAUUGCUCCCCAAAGGGCAUGCAGUAACUAAGUUGAUCAUCAAGUAUCCUCAUGAAACAGAGGGACACGUGAUGGGAGUAAAUUACACGCUAAACCACCUACGAGAGAAGUACUUUGUGAUUCACGGUAGACAAGAAGUAAAGAGAUGUAUAAAAGAAUGUGCGGAAUGCUCUAGGUGCCACAGAGGAUGUAAAGCUCACCAACAGAUGGCCCCGUUAUCUCGUGUACGUCUAGAAGUUACGGAGAAGCCAUUUACCAACUGCGGAACAGAUUUUGCUGGACCAUUCUACAACAUGCAAGGGCGCGGCAAAGCCCGAUUGAAACGUUAUCUUUGCUUAUUUGUGUGUCUUCAGACACGCUGCUGUCAUUUGGAGAUGGCAGCAUCUCUAGAGACAGAUGGAUUCAUGAAUGCUUUCACACGGUUUGUAGCUAGAAGAGGAUGGCCCAAGCUUAUGCUAAGUGACAAUGGAACAAACUAUGUUGGAGCACAAAGAGAAAUCAAAGAGUUAGUGGAAAAAAUCAACCAAGAGAAAGUACAGCGAAUGACCAGUAACAGAAUAGUUAAGUGGUUGUUCAAUCCACCUGGUGGACCUCAUUUUGGAGGUGUCUUUGAAAUCAUGAUUAAAGCUGCUAAACGAGCUAUCUAUGCAGAGCUGUCUGGAGCUGAUGUAAAGGUGAAUAGCUUGAGACAGUCAUCAUCGGUGCCGAGAGUUUGUUAA
Molecule: messenger RNA, 939 nt
Organism: Exaiptasia diaphana
Lineage: Eukaryota; Metazoa; Cnidaria; Anthozoa; Actiniaria; Aiptasiidae
Exons: 1
Coding region: 1-939 (312 amino acids)
Biological process (GO): DNA integration
Molecular function (GO): nucleic acid binding
Source: RefSeq, a predicted model, not a curated record